Planococcus citri (citrus mealybug) is the source of this 3004-nucleotide messenger RNA. Its product is annotated as metabotropic glutamate receptor 1-like. The record is from RefSeq and is a predicted model, not a curated record. Lineage: Eukaryota; Metazoa; Arthropoda; Insecta; Hemiptera; Pseudococcidae. The transcript has 14 exons. The coding region runs from base 133 to 2817 and encodes 894 amino acids. Gene Ontology annotation, biological process: G protein-coupled glutamate receptor signaling pathway; regulation of synaptic transmission, glutamatergic. Gene Ontology annotation, cellular component: postsynaptic density membrane; plasma membrane. Gene Ontology annotation, molecular function: G protein-coupled receptor activity involved in regulation of postsynaptic membrane potential; adenylate cyclase inhibiting G protein-coupled glutamate receptor activity.
AGUAGCAUGUGUAUAAGGUUACCGCUGUUUGAUUGUUCUGUUUGUGUAUUCCUCAUUCGACUUCAAAAUAACUAGAUAGAUAGUUUUUUUUUCUACAUUUAGUAAAUUCGUACUUAUGUCUUAUUCGAAAAAAUGAAAAUCAGUUAUGUUUUAUUUGUUGUCAUCAAUUUGAUCGUGGCUUUAAAUUGUGCGCGUUUUUACGAUUAUGAUUUGGCCGAAGACGACAUGAAAUCAGGCUUCAUUCCUGGAGAUUAUAUUAUCGGAGCUUUAUUUCCUAUCCAUGAUCGUUUCGAUGACGAAGAUUUCCAAUGUAAUAAUAUUAAUUACUACGAAGGAAUCCAAAUCAUGGAAGCAGCAUUUUUUGCAGUUGAUUUAAUAAAUAGGAAUGAAAGUAUUCUACCUAAUGUAACUCUUGGCAUAGAUAUAAAAGAUUACUGUAACUCGAUCGAGGUAGCUGUAUUACAAAGCAAAAAAUUAGUCGAUAAGUCUGUCUCUAGAAGCAACGAAUCAAAAGGUAUAUUUUCACCCGCUCAGAAAGGUAUUGAAUCGCCAUUAAUAGGAAUAAUUGGCCCUGACCACGGCAUAAUCUCGAUAGAAGUGCAGAAUAUUUUGAAAUUUUUCGCCGUCGUCCAAAUAGGUUACUCCGAAUCGCUUAUGGAUUUCUUCAACGAUGAAUUGUAUCCGUAUUUUUUCUCCGUUAUACCCAAUAAUCAGUAUAUUACUGAGGCCAUAUUUGAUGUUUUGGAGGCUAAUAAUUGGACUUACGUUUCAUUGAUGUACUCAUAUGAUACAUUUGGAAAAGCAGGUUUGGAAAAUUUUAAACAAUUUGCGUCCGAAAGAGGAGUAUGCAUUGGUGAUAUCCUGAAUAGUAAUUUGAUCGCUAAUGUAAUCGACUAUAGCAUAGAAGUGGAUGAAUUUGUUGAGCAUUUGUGGGAUAUUAUGCCUUCGUAUGAUAAGGUCAAUGUAAUUGUGUGCUACUGUUCGCACGAACUGAUCGAUGCGUUGUUUUACAUGAUUAAAGUUCAGGAUCAUUUGGCCAAGAGAUUUGUUGUUGUUGGCGGAGAUGGUUGGCCACCAAUACAACCUCACGAACGCCAAUACCAAGAUGCCGUAGUGGGAGAAAUUUCAAUCAGCUUGCAGCAACCUUACAUAAAAGAAUUCGACGACUAUUUCUUAAAUCUCAGUCAUCAAACCAAUAAGAGGAAUCCAUGGUUUAUCGAGUUUUGGGAAGAUCAAUUCAAUUGUAACGUAAAUCCUCUUGAAGGUUUAAGAUACUCAAACUGUUCGGGUGAUGAAAAGCUCGGCAAGGGUUAUAAACAAAAUCCGAAAGUACCACAUGUCAUCAAAUCAGUAUUUGUUUUAGCUCAAGCUUUACAUGAUAUGUUGAAAGAGGGUUGCGAAGAUGUUCAUGCUGGAGCUUUACCAAUGAAAAAUGCGUUCUAUAAAUCUUGUUAUCUGAGUCAUGUUCAACUAGUGAAGUUUGAUUUUUAUGGCGAAUCGAUCGAAUUUGAUCGGAGGAUUCCUAAAAUCAAGAAGUACAAUUUUCACAAUUUUCAACUCUUGGAAAAUGGCUCCUACGGUUACGUUCAAAUUGGCAGCUAUAACAAAGAAGCUAAAUACGGAAAUAAAGAACUAAUAAUGAAUGGAAAAAUAGUACAUCCUGAAAAUAAAACUUCAGUCCAGUCUUCCUGCGGUGAGCCAUGUUCGCCAAAGCAUGCUAAGGUAUUGAAAAAAGAUAAAUGUUGUUGGGAUUGUGUGCCAUGUAAGCCUUUGGAAAUUUUGGUAGAUUCGACCCGGUGUGUAAGUUGUGCACACGGUUUUAUGUCUGAUUCGGAUAAAGCUAGUUGCAUUCCCAUCCCUACAGAAUACAUAAAAUUCUACGAUGCUCAAAUGCUAAUAUCUCUGUUCUUUUCGUUUCUAAGCAUCAUUUUGACUGGAUAUACGUAUUACAUUUUCAUAAAAAAUAGACACACUCCUGUUGUGAAAUCCUCCACCAAAGAACUAUGUUACAUUAUGUUCAUUGGGAUGUUCGCAGCUAAUUUAUUUCCCUUCACUAUCCUCCCAGAACCUAGUAGUAUCAGUUGCAUUAUCCUUAGAACACUUCCUGCUGUCAGUUUAACUCUUAUUUACGCAGCUUUGUUGGUAAAAACCAAUAGGAUAGCGAGAAUAUUGGCUAUUUCCAAGAAAAAGUUUCCUAAUUUGAAUAUUAGAUUUUUAUCUUUGAGAGCUCAGGUGGUUUUCACAUUUGUAUUGAUUGGUAUCGAAAUUCUGAUUUGUUUGUAUUCUUUGUACAAACAUCCAGCUGAACCCGUGCACGUAUUUCACCAGAAGGAAGACUCGUCGUAUUAUGGCAUCAAAAUAUGCUCGUUGAAAGAAGACAUCAUGAUGGAAACUUUCGCUUUCGUCGGAGUUUUAAUUUUGAUUUGCACUUAUUACGCGGUAAAAACUCGAAAUUUGCCGGAAAAUUUUAACGAGGCUAAAUACAUAGGGUUCGCCAUGUAUGCGACCAUCUUGACUGAUAUUUCCUUCGGAUUGAUAUAUUUUGGGAGUGAAGUCAAAACUCUUGCCAUAAACUUAUGCAUUUCAAUCAAUACUUUAAUCGCGCUGAUAUUUUUGUUUGGGCCGAAGUUAUACGUGAUUUUGUACAAACCGAAGAAAAAUACUAGGGCUAAUUUCAUCACUGCGACGAAUAUCCGAUGUAUUGUUGUAAACCAGCAAAAAGUGAGCGGGCAAAGGAAUCGUCGAGGAAGCAGGCAUGAAGAAGAAAGCGGAAUUUCAAUGGAAAUAACUUCGAACAUCGAAAAGAGCAAAAGCUAGAUUUUUAGGCCUUAUAAUCUUUUGAAAAGUUUGAAGAAAUUGUGCUGUUCCAGUUCUAGUCACGCUUAAAAUUCGUCAAUUUUCGAUUUAACCUUACAUGUAGGUAUUGUUUUCAUGUCCAUUUUCUGAGUACUUGUAGUUUUUUUUAUUUUUGUUCAUUUCUUCAAUAAAAAUUCAUAAAGAAAAA